ACCCCCCCCCCCCCCACCCACCCUCACCCCCUCCCUCCCCAGUUCAUUUACUACGCUGGAAAAUGCGGCGCCGCAUAUAUCACCCGUCGACCAAUUACCGUGUACUAUGGAACAAGACACGGGAUGCGUGGCGCGCAGCUUCAUCAGGUCGUGCUCCCCUAAGCAAGGUGUUCCUAAUCCCCAGAUGCCUCAUCUAAGGCUUUAAGAGACGAUUAUUAGACGAACUACACGUGAUCGUCAACAAAAAUCACUAUAACGUAGCUGCUGUCAUCGCUGCCUGUCCUCCGUUUGCAAACCACUGGAGUAGCAGAUUUACAGUAGUGACUUUGACUCACCCUGAACAGACUGUUCCUGGAGCCUGAGCACAGAUCAGGACACGGAGAAGCUUAAACCCUAACAAAGGAAUUUCAUUAUUCCUAUGUCUAACCUUAUUCUACAGACCUAGCGCAUGUAUAGACGCCUACAUAAACCCUGCGAAUGAAUAAGAACGUUUUUCUAAGCUGAUUUAGAUGCUGUAGUCGUGACGUCACACUAAGACCCCCCCUCGUGGGUUUUUAUUUCUGGGGACAGGUAUCAUGAGGUCAUUUGUGUGAUCUAGGCUUAUUCUUGUGCAGCCUCUCAUAGAGUCUGGCCCCACUGGUCAGCCAGUCUACCUGUGGCCUCCGCCGAGCCUUGAACUUUGUCAUGAGCUAUUUGCUAAACCUGUUUUGCCCCUCUGCCAUUGUGAUCACAAAUACACUGAGUUGGAGUCAACAAAGUAAUUCUCCAGAGCAUCACGGCACUACAACUGGGAAGCUGAAGUCUUUAUUAUGAUCUAGGAUCAACUAUAAAUUAAAUGUAUGUGUAAAACGCCCUUAUGCAAAACUAUUAAAUAUUGAUCAUAUUCUUAGCAUAUGCUAUAGUGUUUUCUACUCUCCGUAUUCUGGCUUCUGCUGGAUCUCAAGGUGGUUCUGAUGUAACUCGGCGUUGAGAUUGAUGAAACUGUCCUUGUGUGUCGUGACGCCGUACUUUGUCCGAGAAAUGAUUCAACGGGGCAGCUGCGAGCCUCCGUAUGUGCUUCCACCCUGUUGGCAGCGCCUUUCUCGCUAGUAAAUUCACCAGAGAAGCCCCUGUAAGUGGGUAAAUCACUGCACACUGGCCUGAAGGGGGGACCUGAGCCAUUCCCAAGGAAAACUUUAUAAAUAACCAUAGUAAGCAAGUGAGUGCAGCUCAGUUCAUAGUUGAUAAUGUACAACAGGGCUGUGUCCUGGUUAUUUGUUAUUCAAUCUGCAGUGUCCACAGUGGAGUCAACCUCCAGUUCAGUGGAUGUUUGUUGUUGACGUGGUUGACGUAGAAAUGUUCUGUGGGCAAAUAUUUUAGGAGAAACAGAAAAAUAUUGACAGCCCUUCUGCUUUGAACAUGAAACUUUAUGUAACAGAAAAAAAAGAAUUAUAAUUGGUUUGAUCAGGACACUGAAUCCUCAGUUCUAUAAUAAUGGGUAUAUUGUUCGAGCGCCUGUGGCCUUUGGGUGUUUUUUUUUAAUAAGAUAUAAAUAGACCUGCAGACGAUGUGAGACUUCAGACAAACGCAUUUGUGACUGUUCUGAAGUCAGCUGAAAAUGCCCACAGUGUAAUCGGGCCCUGGUCUGAAGGCGUGAUCAUGUCGGCAGCAGACUGCAGCGUGGGGCACGACUCCUGCCUUUGUGAUGCAGGCGACCUUUGGAGGAGCAGGUGAUUUAAAAGUCUUUGUUUGUUGCUCCUUUUUUUUUUUUUUUUUUUUUUGGACUCCACUGUGCGACAGACUGGUCUAAUUAGACUCCACGUGAGAUUAGCCGGCACAGACGCAACAAGGACGCAGAAGCUUUUGCAUUGAACUCACUCUGAAAGCGACUUUUAUGUGUCAUUUAUUCUUCUUACAACCUACAGUAUGUAUCGCUGACUGCCAGCCCACUCCUCAUCCUUAUUUCCUCACUCUAUAUACUGUAUGAACCAUUUGUCCCAUGUCCUUCCUCCUUUCAUUCAGGCUUGUGGCCAUAUGGCUCGUGCUGAGGUUUGAUCUAAUCUUGUUUGCUCUAAUGGUGAUUGCACCUUCCUCCUAGUCACCCAGCGACUGAACAGGAAGUGGAAAAAUGUAUGUACUGUAGCUAAGAGAUGCUUAAAGCAGCCUAUGCAGACUGUACAGAUACCGAACAGCCGUGAGUCCAUAGCAGCUUUACUACCUGCCGUCCUGUUGUGCUGCAUGCGUUUCUUUCUUCUUGUUGUUUGUUUUGCUUUAUUGCCACAUCCUGACAAUGUGACACGUCUGCUCUAGAGCUCUGCCAGGAAGUGAUGAAGACAUAGAGGAGGUGCAUAAUGUAGUGCAGACUUACACUCUCGUUUCAAUCUCAAGGGGCUGCGUCUCUGUGUGUGUGUGCGCGUGCAUGUGUGUGUGUGAGUGUGUGAGUGUUUGCACUUGCAUAAAAAUCAGCCGCCUCCAUUGUCUCCAUUGUACCUGUGCUUACGUACACAUCGGGGCCCUGUUGCUGUGGAGAUCUCACCUGGCAAUGUCACGCUCAUCCCAUGGCACGCUUACUGUAGCCACCACCGCAGAGGACCCCCCAACCUCCCCCACCCGCCAUUCUGAUAUUGAAACAAGGAGGUUGAUUGGCUGUUUGUGCCUUCUGGUCGCCGCCGAGUCCAAAGUCACACACUACUAAAGCGAUGGAGGCCCAGUGGUGGACUCAGCCCUAUGUUACCGUGUGUUUACCUCUCUCAAAUGCUGGCUUGGCCCCUGAUUAGGGUCCAAACAAAGAGGUUUUCCAUCUACACUUUGACACACAGUCCUCUUUGAGUCACGUGACAUUGUGCUAUGGUUAUAGAUUCCCCCCUCUCCAAAAGUUACAAAUUAAUUAAUGUACAACCAGCAGCUGGAACACAGAUUGUCUAGUGUCGUGCCCUCGUUGGCCAUCCAGCCUUACAGAGGCUCUAUAACACGGUAGAACAGCACAUGAAAUCGUGUGAUAAGGUCAAACAGGAGACAGACAAAAUACUGUACCAGCCACAGCUAACAAUAACUGGUGGCGGCACUUCCUGACGCCGCUAAAAUUACAAUGGAGGUGAAACUAUGCAACACAUUCACAUCUGAAGUGGUUAUUUCUGGACUUGAUUGAGCUUCAGCCGUAGCACUCGAGUAAAAUAUACGGUGUAAGUAUGAGCAAAUGCACUUUGUUCUUAUACACAAAGUUUGCAGUUGAUGAUGAAAUGGGGUCAGAUUGGUCUUUUGAUUAAUAAUCCAUUAAACCUCAGUGUAUUUCCUACAGAUGGUGUGGAUGGGCGUGUUUUAAUAAAUAAUCAACAGGGGACCAUCUGUGUGGAGCAGAAUGGGACUGGGUCAGCAGGUGGCCUCGGGGUCCUGGGUGGGUUGGAACGGUAGCUGGAGGUGCGUUUGUGUGACGGUGGCAGCGUGGGAGCUUUUAGGAUCCACUGGCGGCUAAUGACCGAGGCUCUGCUGGAUUUACCGGGCGAGGCUUUCAUCCCUAUGGGACGCAGUCUAACGAGCCAUAUGCACCUGAUUAUGCAUGUUUGCGUGUGACAUACGCACUUACGCUCGUCACCAUAUGUGGUCCUGGAAGUCUUCCUUCCAUCCAGUGACAUACAGUAGUGUUCCCAACACUGUUCAUAGUCCCUAAUACUUCCUAAAAGAGCUUUUUACUGACAAAUCCUGCCUUUAUGUGACAUUCAAAGGCUUUGGUGUCAUUGUAUGAGAACCCCUUCUGCUACAGUGAUGAAUUUAGCCUCGUGGCCUUGAAACCACUUUGAAAAACGAUCACUUAGCAUUGCAUUCAGAAAUAUAACCUAAAACUCCUAGUGCUUUGGAAGGACACCACUAAUUCUGUGCAGAGACGCAAACAGGUUUCCUGUGCUGAUAUUAGAUAAUGCUGACAUCUCAGAGACAGCGUUGCUCCUGUGAAGAUGGUGUCUGUCAGAACAUAACACGUUGUGAGGCCUCGGGCGGCAUGUUGUUCAGCCACAUCCCUGCAUCCUACUAUCAGGACUGCACCAACUGCACUUUGGUAGAAUCCUCGGUCCCCGAACGCUUCAAAAGGGCCAAACACACACAUUUUGAGCGUGUUGCAAUCCGCUUAUAUCUACAGAGGGUGCAGGCGCGUGCAGCCGGUACAUGUGUGUAAAUGUGUUGGUGGGUGAGUGAUAGAGAUUCACUCUGCAGCCACGUCCCAGCAGGUCAUCCAACAGGCUGUUUGUUUUGCCCCUGGCUCGUGCCCCGGCUCUCCCGAUGUGCAUCAAGCUGCGUGUUUGACAACCACAAACAGACGUUUAUUCGCAGUCUGUUAUAAAUCAUCCACAACUGGCUCGUCUGCCCCGUACAAACAACCACAGAUAUACAGUAUUACUCCCCCCAGUGUCUUAUACUGAAAAUUAGAUGUGGCCAUUGGUUGUUGGAUUUGAAAUGAAAAUGAAAACAGGACGUUUCCUCAGCACUCUUACCUUGACAGUGAAGAAAUGAGCAGUGCAACGCAAACACUGAACCCGUCUUGUUCAAUCUCUCCUUCCUUUUUUUUAAGACAUCUAUUCCUCCCACUCUCUUCUUACGAUAUCUGUUUAAAGUACCUGGAGGUGUGCGGUGCCCUGAUGCCAGACAGACCUACUGUGUGCGGGUCCGUACUUAAGAGCCGCAUUGAUUGGAACCAAAGAGGCAGGAUGCGAAGCGCUAAUAAGCGCAAUAGGAAACAACAGGAGCGCUUUCUGAGCCUGUACUCGGCUCAGUAAGAAAGUGAAAAAGAGGAGAAUCACGACUGCAAAAGUUCAGCACUCCACAAACAAUAGUUUUCUACUGUUAUGAGUUAACAGAGCAACUAAUUCUGCUGACAGACGGUCAGGAUGAUGCAUUCAUCGCUGACUAAUGGGCCUCUGUGUAUGUUUGCUGGAAAGAAUAACCUUUUUCCCUCAGCGCUCACGGGCCAGGAUGCAGCCACGACCAGAGGCUAUGAGUUGACCCUGCACCCAGACGCUGGGUUUCCGCAGCUGCCACAAAGAGGAAGGUCCCGAAACCCGCGCUUCCUCGCUCAUUUGCAUAGAAUGGCCUUCGAAGGAGAGGCAAAUCCAAAGCUGACGCUGCUCUUCCACCUAGUGGCGUCACGGCCGCACUUCAAGACCGAGGCCAGGGCAGCUCGUCCAGAGACGAUGAGGGUUAGGAGGAGAUGGAGGACAGAGGGGUGUGAGGAUGACUGGACCCUGAAGAGGACGGUUGCAUAAUAUGAGCAGAAAAAUACCCCAUCACUUCUGUUUUUAUUGCCCCGUCUCCCAGAAAGGCAAGCCGCACAACAAUAAAAGCACCGGCCCAUGCAGCGUAGGGGUCGAUAUAGAUUAUACAAGUGCUCAGUGGCGCCACUGAGACGCACAUGGCAAUAACAUGCACACAAUGGCCCACUCAGAUACACUGCACCCACACAGGCUCAUGAUCAAAUGAGUAAUCACACCCUACAGGUAUCCACGCUGCCGGUGUGUGUUUGAGGGACUCUCUCCCUCUCUCGUCUCUGUUAUGUAGGCUAACGCUGCCGGAGCUCAUUAUGUGUGAGGACACAGGAUGACUUACACGGGAUUAGACGCGAUCCCAUCUGAAUUCACACUCAUAAUUGAGGUUUCAGGCUCAUCUCAGUGUAAUUGGACUAAAAUUAGGAGUUUGUUGCUAGCCAAUCUCCGGCUCCAUCACCCCUUUCUUCCACUUACUCCUCGCUUUUCAUUUUUUUUUUUUUGGGGGGGGGCCGUCUCACCAGGUCCACGAUGGGCUUCCUGGAAUUUGGGCAUCUUCAUCUGCAUCCGCUGCGCUGGCAUCCAUCGAAACCUGGGGGUCCACAUCUCCAAGGUCAAGUCGGUGAACCUGGACCAGUGGACUCAGGAGCAGGUCCAGUGUGUUCAGGAGAUGGGGAAUGCCAAGGCCAGGCGUCUGUACGAGGCGUUCUUACCUGAAUGCUUCCAGCGCCCAGAGACAGACCAGUCUGCAGAGAUCUUCAUCAGGGACAAGUACGACAAGAAGAAGUACAUGGAUAAAGUCAUUGACAUCCAGAUGCUCAGGAAAGAGAAGAGCUGUGACAACAUACCUAAGGAGCCAGUGGUGUUCGAGAAGAUGAAACUGAAAAAGGACGUGAGCCCGAAGACGGACCCCCAGUGUGUGACGGACCUGCUUGGACUAGACGCCCCUGCUCCCAGUCCUGCAGUGUCCAACGGCGGAGCGGGUGUAAUGAGCAGCAACCGCAGCCCGGCAGUGUCUAAUCCACCUCCGGCCCAUUCUGCCCUGGACCUUUUCAGCUCGCUGCCAACGCCCGCCUCUUCCUCCGCUAAAGCAACAGCCGCUUCCAGCUCCCUGACUCAGAGCAGGGUGACUGCCUCGGUGCCUGAAAACCUCAGUCUUUUCUUGGAUCCGAUGCCCAAAGCAGAGGAGGGCGCCGUCAAGAAGCUGUCCAAGGACUCCAUACUCUCCUUGUAUGCUUCCACCCCCUCAGUGCAUGCCGGCAGUAUGGCCACUCAUGGGUUAUACAUGAACCAAGUGGGAUACCCGACCCACCCGUACGGCUCGUACCACUCUUUAGCGCAGGCAGGAGGGAUGAUGACGUCGCACAUGGCCAUGAUGGGGCAGCAGCAGAGCGGCAUGAUGGGCGUCCAGCAGGGCGCCAUGGUUGGAGUUCAGCAGAGCAGCAUGAUGGGAGCCCAGCCCGGCGGCGGCGGCGGCGCCACCGCGCCCUACAUGGGAGCGGUGGGACAGCAGCAGAGCCGAAUGACGGCGCACCAGCAGAACGGCAUCAUGGGACAGCAGCCGGUCGGAGGCGUGGCCACGCUGCCCCACCAGCAGGUGUACGGAGCUCAGCAGGCGCAGCAGCUGCAGUGGAACAUCGCCCAGAUGACUCACCACAUGGCUGGCGUGAAUCUCUACAACACGAGUGGCGCGGUGGGAUACAGCGGCCAACACAUGGGGGGUUCAGCCACGCCGAGCUCAACGCACAUGACUGCACACAUCUGGAAAUGAACUCAUAUGUUUGAGAGGCGAGGUGUUACGCGUUACAAGUAAGAGAGGAGGCCGAGGCGUAGGAUUGUGUGGACCGGAUGAGGAAGAGGAGGAGGAGGAGGAGGAGACAGGCUGUCAGCUCCCCUCCUCUCUCCUCUCAGCUCACGCUUCCUCCUCUCCUGUCAUUCAUAGCCAUGUUUUUUGCAGAUUUCCAUGCUUGCCUUCAGAGCAUCAUCAUAUGAUGACCUAGACAACAGGACUGAGACCAGAGGUCAGGAGAGAGUCUCUGCUGUGUGCGCGUCACUAACGGCCGGAAGAACAACUCGUUUUCCUUAAUCAGAGUCAGAGUAGAUUGAAGAUCCCCCUAGCUUAGCAUCAGCAGGUGACGCACCAAAAUACAGAUGUCUAGUCAUUUAUCGAAAACUCUUGGCCCUCAUGUUUGCACCACACGUACAUUUUAAUGGUAGUAGUCUGGGAAUAGUAAAAUUCAGUGAAAUUCUGUAUUUCUUUUUUCUAACUGAGGUCUAAAGGUUUUGUUUUGAAGUUAAUUUCCUGCGUUUGCUAUAUAAUCUAAUAUAAACACCCACGAAUUAAGCUGCUCUGGCUAUUUUGAUCCCUUUAUAUGUUGAUAGAUCAACAACAACCUAGACAGCCCUUACGUAUGAUGUCUUCUACUCUACUCUGUUCACAGGGCUCUUUUUACAUCGAGUCUAGACUUUAAACGACGCCGGUCGAAUUUUGGGAGACCAAAGAUGAAAACUAGCUUUAUUACGGUUAUACAGUGUUCCAACAUGCUUUACUACAUAACCACCUAACUAGUGAUGAGUAGAAGCGUCGCUCCUUUAACAGUAUGUCUGCAUACCUGCUCCCGAGCGUCACUGUGCUGCCUAUAUGCUGUACACGGGGGGGGGGGGUCCAAUCAGAAGCCACUUGCAUGCGAUGUCGUCACUGUAAGCGCUCACCAACCUCAAGUUAAGAAACUACCUUGUACAAUGGAGGCCUCAAUAACGAUGAAUGUCUGUAAAUAACAGAAGUGGAGGAGGAGGGAACAGAGACAAAAGAUGGCUUCCGCAGAACUGCAUGAGAAGAAUGUCUAUCUAGCUCUGACUGUGUGUACCGUACUGUAUGUUUAUUACGAUAUCUGAAUGUGUCUCUGGAUUAUGUAACUGAAUGUUUCGCUCCGCUGUUCACGUGGGUCAGUUUUUAGAUCGACGGAAACGCCCGCUGAAUGUGUUGGGACCUCGGCCUACGUCGGCGCGUGUUCGUCAUAUCCUUUGACUCUGACUACUUACACGAGCCCACACUUUUUUAAAUAUGUUCAUUCCUAGAAAUGCAUGCCAUUGUUGUAAAUAGUCUUCUCUUUCUGUUUUUUCCGGUCUAAAAGCAUGUCAGUGUUGAGCUGCCGCUUUGAACGAGAGGGUUAAGAGAGAAAUAAAUGACCGUAAAUGAGCAGCGUGGCUGAAUUUUGGAAAAGCAGUAAAGCAUCUCAGAACUCAGUUUUUGUUUUUUUUUCUGUUUUUUUCAUCUGUAAGGAUUUUAGCUGGCUUAUAUUCAGUUCAUUUUACGUCUGGUAUCUUUUCUGUGAAAUCAAAGCAAAUAAAUGACUAUCUUUUAUGUAUUUGUCAAUCGA
Molecule: messenger RNA, 8608 nt
Organism: Betta splendens (Siamese fighting fish)
Lineage: Eukaryota; Metazoa; Chordata; Actinopteri; Anabantiformes; Osphronemidae
Gene: smap2
Product: small ArfGAP2
Exons: 8
Coding region: 5563-6999 (478 amino acids)
Biological process (GO): regulation of clathrin-dependent endocytosis
Molecular function (GO): GTPase activator activity
Source: RefSeq, a predicted model, not a curated record